Solea solea (common sole) is the source of this 2457-nucleotide messenger RNA. RefSeq names its product cytokine receptor-like factor 1a (gene crlf1a). Lineage: Eukaryota; Metazoa; Chordata; Actinopteri; Pleuronectiformes; Soleidae. The transcript is spliced from 9 exons. Gene Ontology annotation, cellular component: external side of plasma membrane. Gene Ontology annotation, molecular function: protein binding; cytokine receptor activity. Bases 396 to 1583 code for a protein of 395 amino acids. Gene Ontology annotation, biological process: cytokine-mediated signaling pathway. The record is from RefSeq and is a predicted model, not a curated record.
GAGGAGAGGAGAGAGAGGAGGGGCUUAAAAAAAAGUAUGAACUUGUGCAUGAUUUGGCUGCAGGAAGCAUUAAGAAGGGAAAAGACUGCAAAACAGGACGUGGUACACGCACUCGUUCUCAGCCGUCAGUGUGGACACCGUCGCUUAUGGAGACUCCUUUUUCUUCUCCUCACGUUUUCUCGUGCGCUCCUUCACUCCUGCUACUUGUUGAUUAAAUCGGGAGCUUGAACGGAACGCGUGCUGCGUCUCACUCACUCACUUCUUUUUCUUUUUUUUUCUCUCUCUCUCUUCUCUUCUCUCUCUCACCACUGUGCGUAAUUUCGGACCAGAAAGGCGACAUCACAACAACAUUAGGACGAGGACUCGGCGCAGAUCAAGAGGAAAAGUGAGGGAAAAUGAAAGGCGUCCUGGAUUUCUGCUUGGUUUUCUUCAUGCUCACGCACUCUCCCGGCGCGCUGUCCCUGUCCACACAUGUAGCCAUCAUCUACCCCCAGGACCCCGUCCUUCACAUGGGGUCCAACCUGACCGCCAGCUGCUGGGUCCACCCUGACCUCGGCAUCCAUGCCAGCUCUCUGUUCUGGACGCUCAAUGGUCAACAGCUGCCCAACUCCCACUACCGAGUGCUGAGCCCGACCAACCUCAGCGUCACUCUGGUCGGACUCAACGCCUCCAAGCAAACGUCCGGGGAUAAUCUGGUUUGCCACAACCACAAGGGACACAUCUUAGCUGGCUCCUGCCUCUACGUUGGGAUGCCUCCAGAGAAGCCGGUCAAUUUGACCUGCUGGUCCAGGAACACCAAAGACCUGACUUGCAGCUGGGCCCCAGGGGGAAGAGGAGAGACCAACAUUAGUACACAGUACACACUCAAGUACAAACUCAGGUGGUAUGGGAAGGAGAAGGAGUGCGAGGAUUACACUCACACGCAGCCGUACUCCUGCAGCAUCACCCGCGACCUGCACCUCUUCACACCCUACGAGAUCUGGGUGGAGGCUACCAACCAGCUGGGCCGGGCUACCUCUGAUGUCAUCACCCUUGACAUCUUAGACGUGGUGACUACGGACCCACCGUCAGGUGUGACCGUGAGUCGCGUCGGUCAGUUGGAGGACCAGCUGAGUGUUCGCUGGGAGGCCCCGCCCGCUCUCAAAGACUUCCUGUUUCAGGCCAAAUACCAGAUCCGCUACAGACUGGAGGAGAGCCAGGAAUGGAAGGUGAUGGAUGACGUCGGGAACCAGACUUCUUGCAGACUGGCGGGACUCAGACCUGGGACUGUGUAUUUCGUCCAGGUCCGCUGCAACCCUGUGGGCAUCUAUGGCUCUCGCAAAGCUGGGAUCUGGAGCGAGUGGAGUCAUCCCACUGCUGCGUCCACACCCCACAGUGAGCGCUUCAUGUCGGGCUCCUGUGACUCCAAGUCCAGUGGCGACUCCAACUCCACCCUGCGGCGGGAGCUGAAGCAGUUCUUCGGCUGGGUGCGGAAGCACGCCUACGGCUGCAGCAGCAUGUCCAUGAAGCUGUACGACCAGUGGCGAGUGCUGAUGCAGAAGUCCCACAAAGCUCGCAACCAGGUAGGUUCUCCAAGGGGAUAAAUCCUAGCACAUGCUGCCUUCACAGGCACAAAACAAGUCAAGAAAAGAACUGAGUGAGUGUGAUUUGUGUUUAUGUCUGUCUCUCUGUGUGUGUGUGUGUGUGUGAGAGAGAAAUGAGAAAGAGAUUGUAUUCAUAUAUGGGAAAUAUAAAGACAAUUUGUUCUGGACAUUUUAUGCGGAUGACAGCAAUGAAACGAGAGAGGACAUCCAAAGAAAAAAACAAACUGUGGGAUAUUCUUCCUUGAACGCGUCGAGUUGCUGCUUUUUGCCUGCGAACGUUUUGCAGUCGGGAAGGACGGAGGAGGCGAACGAGUCGCGGAUCCUCCCCGGUGUCGGCCGCGGACAACGCUUGUUUUCACGAACAUGGAAAACUGUAGCAUGAAUAACUGGGACGACAGUAGAGACGUUUGACAUGUGCCUGCUCUGCGUGUGCACAGAGGAGGUCCAAAAACAGAAUCUUUCUACGCUGACCUUUGUGAGUUUCUCCUGUGGAUUCAAGGCACCAUCUAGUGGCUGAACACACACGGACACUUCACUCAAAGCAUUCCCUUUGCUCCUGAGAGAGAGAGAAGAGGAAAUGAACAAAUUAUCAUUCAGUAUUUCUAAUUCAUGCUUUGUUAUAUACGUGGAUAAUGUGCCAAAACUGGUUCACCCAGGAUUCCUCUGUUUUCUGAGUGACAGCGUGUGACUGAUGAUGAUGAUGAUGAUGAGGUGUUUGGGUGUGGAAACUUUUCACUGCCUUUUUUUUCUUUUUUUUUUGUACUGAGUUGAACCAGCCAUAUUUAAAACUGUAUAAAGUUAUGUUUUAUUUCUUAAGUUAUGUUUAGUUAGUAAAGAAAUAUCAAUGACUGAAGUUGUUAUCAAUGUCUAAUGU